AAGCAAAUUAUAACAAUACUAAAAUCUUAAUUUAACAUAUGACUACUCCGUUGACUCUCAACAUACAUGUCGUUUUUCUGGCGAUAACGAUGGAGGUAACAAGCACUUCUAAACCAAUCCACGUAAAAAAAAUGAAUUCCAUUAAAGACCGCGAUUUUAAUAUUGUGCUGCUCGGUCAGGGAGGCGUUGGAAAAUCAGCUCUCCUUGUGCGCUUCUCAACAGGAAAAUUCAUUUACGAAUACUCUCCGACGUUAGAAUUCAAUUGUGAAAUGACAGAAGUGAUUGACGAAGAAGCUGCCGAUAUGAAGAUAUUUGAUACUGCAAAUACAAACGAACCACACGUUUACCACAAUGAGUACCAGGGUUUCCUCGUCGUCUACUCUAUCACCGAUCGCAUGAGUUUUGAGACGGCAAAGCAGCUCGUUAAACUAAUACGGGAAGUGAAGAAAAUGAAAGCACCAGGUGGUCUUACAUGCGUUGGUUUAGUUGGUAACAAAGUGGAUCUUACUCAUGACAGGAUUGUGAGUCACCAAGAAGCGAGCGAUUUCGCCAUAGAGCACGAGUGUCUGUUCCACGAAAGCUCGGCACUGAGCAACACUAACGUGAAACAGGUCUUUCACGCGGUUGUGUUGCAAAUGAGAAAAUGUCGAAAUUGUAAGAAAAAAGAUAAGAAGGGAAAGAAUUUUUUCUCAAGAUGAAGUCAGUUUUACUUAAACUAGUAAUAACACUAAAAAUUAGUGUAAAGCUUGAACGGUUGCACCCAACGUAAUGUAAAGCUUGAACGGUUGCACCCAACAAAAAUCACUUUCAAUUUCGCUCCACGUCUUUAUACUUUAUACAGAUAUGUUAUGAUCUAAUCAGUUUUAGCAAGCCUUGAAGUAAACUUAUGACUGAAGAUGUACGUUUUAGUUUUUAUAAAGGAUUUUAUAACAAGUCAA
Xenia sp. Carnegie-2017 is the source of this 938-nucleotide messenger RNA. RefSeq names its product ras-related and estrogen-regulated growth inhibitor-like. Lineage: Eukaryota; Metazoa; Cnidaria; Anthozoa; Malacalcyonacea; Xeniidae. The coding region runs from base 39 to 698 and encodes 219 amino acids. The record is from RefSeq and is a predicted model, not a curated record. The transcript is spliced from 4 exons. Gene Ontology annotation, molecular function: GTPase activity; GTP binding.